UAUACUGAGAUUUGCCUCACGAUGAGCUGCUCUUUUCAUCAACACACUAGUUAAUUUAAAGCUCAUCAUUCAUAGUUUGACAUCUUACUUAAGAAAUGGCAGCAAAGAAAGUGCUGAUUGUGUAUGCUCACCAGAGCUCUGGCUCAUUCAACGCUGCAGCUAAAGAUGCUGCUGUGGAAGUUUUAGCUGCUCAGGGCUGCACAGUAGAAGUGUCUGACCUGUAUGCCAUGAAGUUUAAAGCCACUGCUACUGCUGAGGACAUCAAUGGAAAAGUCAAGAAUCCAGAGCAUUUCCGUUAUGCAGACGAGACCAAACUGGCAUGGGAGGAAGGAAAACUGUCCCUUGACAUCACUGAGGAGCAACGAAAACUCACUGAGGCAGACCUCAUCAUCUUCCAGUUCCCCAUGUACUGGUUUACUGUUCCUGCAAUCAUGAAGGGCUGGAUCGACCGGGUGCUCACACUGGGCUAUGCCUACUCUAAAGAGAAGCGAUACAGCCAGGGAGUCUUCAAGGACAAGAUGGCCAUGCUGUCCUUCACCACUGGGUCUCACGAGUCUAUGUUCAGUGCUAAUGGCAUUAAUGGAGACAUGAAUGUCACACUGUGGCCCCUGCAGAAUGGCAUCCUGCACUACUGUGGCUUCCAGGUUCUGGCUCCUCACAUCUUCUGGGCCCCCUCUUACAUUGACGCUGAGGCACGUAGUGCCAUGCUGCAAGGUUGGCGUACACGGCUGCAAGGCCUCCUGGGAGAAAAGCCCCUUACUUUCACCCCCUUGGACUGCUUUGAUGGGGAGAAGGGUUACCAGCUGAAGCCCGAGGUCCAUGAGAAACAUGCCGCCAAGGAGUUUGGACUGACAGUGGGGAUCCACCUGGGAAAGGCGCUACCCCCCAACAACCAGAUGAAAGCUGGAGUCUGAAGAUGGCGGGGCCUGGUGGUGUCAAGAUUGAUUUUUUUUAAUUGUAAGAUGGGAAAAUUAAAAGCUAACUGAAAAAAAACUGACUUCUAUUAUGAGUAUGUGGCACAUACACUCAAAAUAUUGGCUUCUUGGUAGUACUUUGGGCAUGGGUAGAGAUGCUGUAUAGUGCCACAUAAGGAAACUUUGACCCUUUUUUAUUGUUCUUUCCCCAGUAAUUUAAGAUGAAACCUGUAAAAGCCUUUUAUCAGAGGUUCUGUUAGUUCUUCAGCCUAAUUUUACUAAGGAAAGAAAACCUUCAAUGUUUUAUUUCCAAAGGAUAAUAUUAAAGCAAUGUCUCUCAAUCUCA
Messenger RNA from Plectropomus leopardus (leopard coralgrouper), 1260 nucleotides. Its product is annotated as ribosyldihydronicotinamide dehydrogenase [quinone]. The record is from RefSeq and is a predicted model, not a curated record. Gene Ontology annotation, molecular function: NAD(P)H dehydrogenase (quinone) activity. Lineage: Eukaryota; Metazoa; Chordata; Actinopteri; Perciformes; Serranidae. Gene Ontology annotation, cellular component: cytosol.